Molecule: messenger RNA, 736 nt
Organism: Schistosoma intercalatum
Lineage: Eukaryota; Metazoa; Platyhelminthes; Trematoda; Strigeidida; Schistosomatidae
Source: the annotation of a GenBank genome assembly
GUUCAUUUCAUUAACAGAACCGCGCUUUUUAGUUGUAAACGUGCUAAUAUGAGGUUGUUCGUUAGAUCCCACCUUGGUGGUCAGGCUGUAAUAUCUGUGGGGCCAAAUGAGUCCGUAAAGUCACUAAAAGAUAAAAUUUCGGUUGUAACCGGCAUUCGGGCUACUACUCAAUCCCUUUAUUAUCAAGGCUCUCCAUUACUCGAUAGUGGAUUUCUAGAAGAUUUUGGUAUAGCUGACCUAGAUAAUGUCGACGUAAAUUGUGAACUUCGAGGUGGUGGGAAGAAAAGAAAAAAGAAGAAUUAUACCACUCCAAAAAAGAUCAAACACAAAAAGAAAAAAGUAAAACUCGCAACCCUAAAAUUUUACAAAGUUGACUCAAAUGGGAAGGUAACUCGGUUACGAAGAGAAUGUCCCAAUGAGAAGUGCGGUGCAGGAGUCUUUAUGGCCAGCCACUUUGACCGUGAAUAUUGUGGAAAAUGUACCCUAACAUAUAAACAUGUGAAUUAGUAAAAAUAAAGUGAGAGAAUUCGGUGUUAGCAUUUUGUAAUUCUUGUUGGUGAUGCGCACCAAUGUCACAACACACCGUGAAUCUCAAUAUCUGUAAGUGGGGUACUAGUAAUGUAGUUGUAACUUUCAGUCACUUUACAAUUGUUCUAAAUUCCACUCGUUUUAGUCUUAAGAAAUUCGUCAUUGUGUUAAAAUAUGAAGAUCCAAAUCACAUUGACAUCAGGAUUCC